CGUGUCCUUACGUUAUGCACCACGCACACAUGUAGCUUAGCGUCGAACGAGGCAAUGAUGUGCACGAAGUAUUAUCCCUUAUUACAAGAUACGCUUCCGCGCUGGCCGCACGUACAAUAGUCGUCUGUCGACCUCUUUUGUGGAGCGGAGUGCGAAGUUUCAGUUUGUUUACGAAAAGCCAUAGCGAUGCAUAGUGCGUUAGUUAGCGCGAUUGUGUCAUCGACCGAGCGCCGGUUAUCGCUAAAUUGCGAGUGAAUCACGGACAAUGUUCGUUGUGGAGUUUUCGAAAAAAACUUCUUGUGUAUUUGUGAACUUUUGAGAUCGCAUCUCUUCGCCGCCAAACUUAGUGACUGUGAACCGAGUGUCAAAGUGAACUUUUGUUAAAUAUAAAAACUUUUAUAUUUGAUAAACGAAGAAAUAAAUAAAAAGUUUUGUAAAAUCCAAAAUACGUCUACAAUUAACUGAUAUAAUUGGGGAAAUAAAAAGAAAUAAAACCCAAGUGCGUCGUGACAAGAACGCGCACAGCAUUUAUGUAUACAAAACAAACCGCAAUCUGUCCACGCUUCUUCCGUAGAAAAAGGCGUUGUGAGAGACAAAGAUGGCAAUAGCAUUCAACUUGCCAAGUGAGAGAGAGUCGGCAGAGGAGAACUUUUCACGGUUGAACCGGCUCCUAGCCGAGCUGUACGAGGUUCUAUGCCACAUCUUGGUAUCACGACAUCCUGGCCAAGAGGUGCAGGACAAUCGCCGAGAUCGGCCGUACUCCGAGUCAGACAUCGUACGACCAUCAGCAGCCCCGCCCCCGAGCCGCUUAUCAGCUUCCUCUCCCCCCCUAACACUUCCCCUGGACAUGGACCUCGAUGACGACGUAUUCGUGAGCCCACGAACAGAUAAUGGAAACGACCGAUUUUCAACCACCAACCUGGAGAUCUUCAGAUAUGGGAGUCCGAGAACCCCAGCGGGGGUUUUGCUUAGUCCUCGAAGGGAGUCCUCGUUUAACUUCUCGGUGACUGGCGAGAAGCAUUGGAGGGAUAAGGGAGGAACAGAUGUGGCUGAUGGCGUUGUUGAUACGGAUGAGACAGACGCAGCAUCUCCAGAGUGCCCAAACGAGAAACGUUCGUCCGAGAGUUCAAUUCUCUCAUCCAUCAUGCCUGACAGCAUAUCUGGCUCCAUCUGUACUGCUGUCCUCUUCAUGCUGGGAUGGAAACUUCUCUCGAACAAACGGUGAAGAGUGAAUGCGAAAUAAUGAAUUGAUAUACAUCGGAGAGUAUAAAAGCUCAUUGGACGAUAUAUCAUUUAGUAUAUUUAAUUCAAUCUAAUUAAAUGGUUAUGGUGUAACUAUAUGUUGAAAUUAUAUUAUCAAAGAUUAUAGAACUCAUAAAAUUGCCAUAGACUAUCUAUAUUACUAUUACGUUUGACUUGUUAAAAUGUGCGUAUUUGACAGAUUUUGAUCUAUUACAUAUUGGUCAAUUGUCAUUUUUGUUCGCCAUUGAUUUGGCAUAACCAAUCAAGGUAAUUGAAUGUCCUUUGAGGUUUUAUAUUUUCCUAUGUUUACUGUGAAGAUGCCGUAUUAAAACUGGAAACUAACUUGGUUUCGAAGUUUUAAACCAAUUUUUGCAUGAAAAUCCACGGUUUUUAAACUGUGGCCUGAUAGAUUUUGAAAUACAUGUCAAUGUAUCGGGUAUGUCAUUUGAAUAUUUGUGCCCUCUUGUAUUAAGGCCUAUAAUCGUCAUUUGUAUUUUAUUCCUAAAUAUUGGUAAAUGUAAAAUUAUUCUUGUAUAUAAAAUAGCGCUGUAUAAACUGUUAAUAUUUCAGAAAUAUACAUUUUCGCGAUAGUUAUAACCUAUGUAAUUCGUAUUUAACGAAAAUUUUAUACUGUUACGAAUUUUUUCUUCAGAAAACAUGUUUAAUGGAAUUUAUAAAUUGUAGUUAUGUGUACGAGGAAUAUAAUUGAAGAAUAUAAUAUUGUAAUAGCACUGGUAUGUACUUCUGUUUGCCUUUAUACUCUAUGCUCUAAGCCUUUACAUACGAUUUUCAUUACUGUGAGACUUAUGGUAUUGAAAAACUUUUUUAGUUUUGCAUUAUUUUUAUUGAAGCAGUCGCGCAACCUUUGGUCUGCGCUUGAAAUCUGUACAUACUUCGUAACUAUAUCUUUAGUAUUUUCUGUAAUUUUUCGAAAAAGCGAUUUAAAAUUAUUUAAAAAGUUUCUAGUUAGAAGUCUCCAAUUAUAUUCCUCUUACUUAAUUAAUCUAAAACGCACAAGAACGUAACAAUAUAAGAACUUUUGCGAUUAUUCGGCUUUCGGUGUUGUCAAUUUAAAGCAAUAAAAUCUAGACGAAUUUAUCCAUGUUUUAUUAUUAGGAAAUAAUAUUAAAAUCUGGGACUAUGUAUUUCACAAAUUCCAAAGAAACAGCCUAAAAUUAUCAUCGAUUGAUCUCAUUAUUGUUGUAAUGAAAAUGAUUAAUUUAGUUUAGAUAAACGGUUCGUGCCAAGAACUCCGAAAAUAUUUAAUCAAUAGAAUAUUAAGAUAAUAUAAAAUAUAAUUUAUCGCAUUAAUACAAAAUUAUAAAGAAUCUAUAUGAUUCGUUACCGUAUAGAUGCUUUUAUUGUUUUAAUCUAAUUUAUAAAUUAUUGACUCGUAUAGGUUAAUUAAUAAGUGUAUAACAAAUAGUGGCUUCAAUCUUCGUGUUUUUAUUCAAUUGUUUUUUUGUAUGAAAACGUAGCUAAAGAUAUUCCAUUUUUGAAAUUCCAUUUCGGGAUCAAUAAUAUUUUGGGAACAAAAUUUUAGUUUAAGCAAAGUAGUUUUAUUUAGUGUAUUUUUGCUUUAAGAAAGACAAAACAAUGAAGGAUGUGUUCAAUUGUGAUAUGUUAUUUAAGGUGAAAGGUUAAUUAAAAAAGUUUUCAUAAUGAUCUCUUGAAAACUCUUAUUUGCUAACACUUCGCUUUAAAGCGUCCAAAAGAAUCUCAAUUACAUUCAUAAUUUCUUACAUUAUAUGUAUACAUUGUUUUCUAGCUAAACAGAUUUUAAAAUCAUAACAAAACCAACUAAAACUAUGGAAACUACUUCAUUUCGAAUUACAGAUUAUUAAUAUAAAAAAUAAAAUACAUAUUUAAAAUCAUAAUGUUUGUUUUGGAUGCAUUUGAGUGAAGUUCAAAUAAAAAUCAAUGCAGUAAGAGUUUUGUAUAUAAAUUAAAAUUGGUAUGCUUUUGCUGUUUAAGAAUUGUAGCGAAAAAUUUCUAAAUUUCCGUACUAAUGCUUAAUGUGUUUUUGAAGAAUGAGUAAAUAGUUUUGGAAUCGUUUAAUAGAACUAUAGAGAAUGAGAACUAUAAAAAAGGGUUUUAAGGAUUAAGGUAUUUUUUCAUUGAAUGUUGUCUUAUUCAUUCUUCAAAACAGUGCUUGCGCCUGUAUGAUAAUUACUUGUAUAAUAUUAUAAGCAAUAUAAUUGUAAUUAGAAUUUAAGAUAAGCUUUGCUGAUGUAAACAAAGUACUUACGUCCUUUUGAUUUAUAAAAAGAGAGAUUUCAAAUUUAGAAUGUGAUCUAAAUCAAAUUAAUUUCUCAGAGCACGUAACAACUCAGUAUUAUUUUAUAUUGAGUAUUUCGUUAAAGAGGGCCUUUAUUUUACACGCGAUUUCUAUAUUCAAAAUACCAAUCGUAAUUACUACAAGCCGAUAGAAUUAUGCAGAGUGCUUUGACAGACUUUUAAAGAAAAUAAGGACAAGAAAGGACGACAAUUUUGAAAAACUUUUUCUUUUGCAUUGCACAUUAAAAUAUCGACGUCGAAAAUAAAGGCCCUUUUAAGCUAUUUAAUGGCAUAGACCUUUAUAUAACUAGUUUAAAAAUGUGUGAUUUUAUUCUAUAGUAUAAUUGCAGGCCUGUAUAUUUUAAAAUAAUUAAUUUUAGUUAAAUUUAGUUCGUAAUCGCCUUUUACCAAUAAGUUGUAUGCCAGAUAUUUGUAAUUUUAUAUACUGCCAAUUAUUUUCUGUUUUUUGUAUAUUCUUUAGUUAAAAAUAAUAUAAUUUUUAUAAAUA
Molecule: messenger RNA, 4027 nt
Organism: Pieris napi
Lineage: Eukaryota; Metazoa; Arthropoda; Insecta; Lepidoptera; Pieridae
Gene: Ibm1
Exons: 3
Coding region: 599-1225 (208 amino acids)
Source: RefSeq, a predicted model, not a curated record